AGCACCCUCUCUUCAAUUCCAAUCCGUCCCUCUUUAUUUAUCCUCUCCACACUCUCUGAGUUUCAGCCAAAGCAGAGGCAUAGACAAUCCAACAAUUUCUUCUGUUCCACUAGCCACUAUCUUCACUCACAAACACAGAAACACAGAAAAGAAAACGAGUUGGGAGAAGAGAAGGGAGGGGUUUUUCAUGGGCAACAAUAGGUUCAGAUUAUCAGAUAUGAUGCCUAAUGCUUGGUUUUACAAGCUCAAAGAAAUGGGCAAAACAAGAAACCAUAACACCACCACUCAUUCCAUAAAGAAAAGACAAGCUACAUCAGCUGCUGAAACUCAGCAGCCACCAUCCAAACCAAAACAUCCUCAAUACAAUCCUUAUCCAAGAAAAUCAUACUACAUCACUAGAGAGCUUAUCUCAAGUGAACAAAUACCUCACACUUCUCCAAGAAACUCAAAAUCCACGUACACCAAUUUUCCUGACCCCCCAAGAAGAUCAUCGAAUCAAAGAAACAGGAGAAGAACCAUCAAGGCCUCUCCUAAGCAUGUCUCUGCAGGUUGUAACUGCCGUGCUACGCUCUGGACUAAAUCAGAUUCUCCUCCAGACUACUCAGCUUCUCUUUAUGAUGGUUCUCUUGACCAGGAGACAGAUUUCUCUGACUCAUUUCCACCAGAAUUCAAGUCGGACAGUGCUCUUGCUACCGUCUCAUUUGAUAAAAUGUUGUCUUGGUCAAGCUCUUGUGACUGCAAACUUGAUUCUAUUGACAAUGAUGGCAUUGUUAUCAGUGUGGAUAAGAAGUCUACUGCUAGGAAUUUAGAUAAUCCGAAAGUGUUUCAUAGCAUAUCUGAUCUUGAUCUUCCUCCAAUCGUAACAAAGCCUGCUAAAUUUGAUGAUCAACUUGAAGAUACCAAGAAGAAAGAAACCCAAGAACCAACCAAGUAUAGAAGGAGUCCAGCUAAAUACGAGGAAACAAAUGCUCAUGCCUCUUUAUCUGUCAAGGUUGUAAAAGAAGAGAGCAUUGCAGUGAAAGAAUACAAGACCAGUUCUGUCCGGAGAAAUUCUGUGACUUCACCAGGAGUCAGGCUAAGAGUCAAUUCUCCAAGAAUCUCAAAUAAGAAAAUCCAGGCUUAUAAUAAUGGUCGAAAGAGUGUGUCAUCGACGACAAGUUCAUCGUCGCGGUCGCGAAGAAGCCUUUCGGAUAGUUUGGCAGUUGUGAAAUCUUCUUUUGAUCCCCAGAAAGAUUUCAGGGAAUCGAUGGUGGAGAUGAUAGUGGAGAACAAUAUCAAGGCAUCAAAGGACUUAGAAGACCUUCUCGCUUGUUAUCUUUCACUCAAUUCUGAUGAAUAUCAUGACCUUAUUAUCAAGGUGUUCAAGCAAAUUUGGUUUGAUCUUACAGACAUCAAGUUGAAGUGAGAUAGAUCUUCAAUUGUAUAUUACCUUUUUCUUUAUUUUUUCCAAAUAACCAUGUUGUCAUUGUUAUAUAAUCCAAAUCGAAUAUCAGAUAAUUAAGUA
Messenger RNA from Populus trichocarpa (black cottonwood), 1504 nucleotides. Its product is annotated as transcription repressor OFP1. Gene Ontology annotation, biological process: negative regulation of DNA-templated transcription. The transcript has a single exon. NCBI's taxonomy places the organism in Eukaryota, Viridiplantae, Streptophyta, Magnoliopsida, Malpighiales, Salicaceae. Bases 188 to 1405 code for a protein of 405 amino acids. Gene Ontology annotation, molecular function: DNA binding. The record is from RefSeq and is a predicted model, not a curated record.